Molecule: messenger RNA, 1313 nt
Organism: Saccoglossus kowalevskii
Lineage: Eukaryota; Metazoa; Hemichordata; Enteropneusta; Harrimaniidae
Product: carbohydrate sulfotransferase 11-like
Biological process (GO): carbohydrate biosynthetic process
Cellular component (GO): membrane
Molecular function (GO): sulfotransferase activity
Source: RefSeq, a predicted model, not a curated record
CGAUAUGAGUGCUCGAAAGACCAGCUCCAGUGUCGUCGCACUGUUAAUAUGUUUCUAAAUUAACCAAAACCACGUCGUCAUUCCCUCCCGCUCUGAUACAACCACAUGUAGAGACAGACGGAAAUACAGGGCUAAUCAGUCGUCGACAAUGAACCAAGACAACGUAUACAAAUAUUGAGUUUAACAACGGAGCUUUAAUUUUACCGGACAUUUACACUUUUGUUUAUUUUAACGGAAAUUGAGUGGAGUCUAUGAGAGACAACAUGGUUACGCUGACAAGAAGUCGUCGCUUCCGUUACUUAAUCUCUAUGGUUGGUGUGUUUUUCGGUACAAUUUACCUACGACAUUUAUCGUCCCAUGCAAUGGAGUCAGUUAUCGAUAAGGACGCCACCAGCAAGUUGCAGGAGACAACAGCGGAAAUAACGCCGGAUCCAAACGCAAAAUACGAAAAACGGGCUACCGAGAUGGUGGAACGCCAGGACGCUCUAAAGGCGGCGUGUCGUGAAAUGACCAAUCAGGAGAACGACUUUCAUUUACGGUCCUCGAUGAAGGUUUUUGUUGAUGAAAAACACAGACUAUUGACCUGUCUAGUCAAGAAAGUGGCGUCAACGAGUUGGAAAAGAGUGUUUUUAGUUUUAUUAGGAUUUGCCAACUCAUCCCAAAUAAACGAUGAUUUUGACUUCCGAUGGGAGAAAAUGGUAGUAAAACACGGUAGGCAGAGAGUCACUGUAAAAAGUUUGAAUUCAAAAAUAUUCAAGAAUUACGUCAAGUUUUUGUUUGUUCGCCAUCCAUUUACUCGCCUGCUAUCGGCUUAUCGUGACAAGUUCGAACGACAGAGAUCUCGAAGUGGUCGACACGAGCCGCUUCUUAGCACUUCGAUAAAAAACACCAGAGAUGCCAUAAUGAAGAGAUACAACCUAUCAGACAGUUACAGCGUCACGUUCCCGCUAUUUGUGAGAUAUCUGAGCGACAGUAACGUAAACAACUUUGACGCUCAUUGGGCGCCUAUUUACAAAUCUUGUACACCUUGUACGAUAAAGUAUGACGUCAUUGGCAGAUACGAGGAGCUGAACGAGGACGCGGACUUUGUAUUACACGCUUCUGGAAUAAAGCAUUUGAAUUUUCCGGACACUGUAUACGACAUCGGUCAGAGAACAGACAGCUCACAUCAUCAGAUAAUGAAGCACUAUUUCAGUCAGCUUUCUCACGAGGAAGUUAUGAGACUGUAUGAGAUAUACGAAUGGGAUUUCAAACUUUUUGGAUAUCCCUAUCCUUUUGAGUUUUUACAAAUGUCGGAAGAAGACGACGAAUGA